UACCGCCUUCACUCUCGCACUUAUAUUCUUCACUCUCCCACUAUUUCCUUCAUUUUCUCUCUCCGAGAGAAAUCUAACCAAAAAACAUAAAAUCCCGCUUAAGCUCAAUAAACCCUAUCUUCAUCCCCAAAUCCCAUUAUUUCCCAAUAUUCAUCCUCAAUCUCUCAAUUUCUUCCCUAAUUUUCUCUCUCAUAGGGUUUUUUACCAUCAAAGUGAGGGUUUAGGGUUUUAGCGUAAGCGAUGUGGAACGGGAGCAAUCCCAUGGCGCCACCGCCGGCGCCGGGAACAUCGAUUCCUCCGCCGCCGGCAAUGCAACCUUCGUACACUGUGCUGCAGCCGCCUCCACAGCAGCCGCCUCAGCAGGAAUCUCCAGCCGAAGCCGAGGCGAGGCUCGAGGAGAAAGCUAGAAAGUGGAUGCAGCUCAAUUCUAAACGUUAUGGUGAUAAGAGGAAGUUUGGAUUUGUUGAGACUCAGAAAGAGGAUAUGCCUCCUGAACAUGUUAGGAAGAUUAUUCGAGAUCAUGGUGACAUGUCUUCUAAGAAAUAUCGUCAUGAUAAACGUGUAUAUCUUGGGGCCUUGAAGUUUGUCCCGCAUGCCGUCUACAAGCUUCUUGAGAAUAUGCCAAUGCCUUGGGAACAGGUUCGUGAUGUCAAAGUUCUCUAUCAUAUUACUGGUGCCAUCACAUUUGUAAAUGAAAUUCCGUGGGUGGUUGAACCUAUUUAUCUGGCUCAAUGGGGUACCAUGUGGAUUAUGAUGAGAAGAGAGAAAAGAGAUCGUCGGCAUUUCAAAAGAAUGAGGUUUCCUCCUUUUGACGAUGAGGAGCCUCCACUGGAUUAUGCUGAUAACGUUCUAGAUGUGGAUCCACUGGAACCAAUUCAACUAGAAUUGGAUGAGGAAGAAGAUUCUGCUGUGUACACAUGGUUCUAUGAUCAUAAACCUCUCGUGAAAACAAAACUUAUUAAUGGGCCAAGUUAUAGAAGAUGGCAUCUUUCACUGCCGAUCAUGGCAACUCUUUAUAGGUUUGCAGGACAAUUGCUUUCUGAUAUGGUCGACAGGAAUUACUUCUAUCUGUUUGACAUGGAAUCAUUCUUCACAGCAAAAGCACUGAACAUGUGCAUACCUGGAGGCCCGAAGUUUGAGCCUUUGUAUCGUGACAUGGAGAAAGGUGAUGAGGACUGGAAUGAGUUUAACGACAUCAACAAACUCAUUAUUCGGUCACCACUUCGAACAGAGUACAAAAUUGCUUUUCCUCAUCUAUACAACAAUAGACCUAGGAAAGUAAGGCUUUGUGUAUACCACACGCCAUUGAUCAUGUACAUAAAAACUGAGGAUCCUGAUCUUCCAGCUUUUUAUUAUGACCCGUUGAUUCACCCUAUAACAUCUGCACACAAGGAUCGUCGUGAUAAAAAACUCUAUGACGAGGAUGAUAGUGAUGAUUUUGAGCUUCCAGAAGGGGUGGAGCCAUUGCUCAGUGAUACCCAGCUCUACACAGACACCACCGCAGCUGGAAUUUCACUGCUGUGUGCUCCAAGGCCAUUUAAUAUGAGAUCUGGUCGCACUCGACGUUCUGAAGAUAUACCACUUGUUUCAGAAUGGUACAAGGAGCACUGCCCACCCUCAUAUCCUGUUAAGGUUCGAGUCAGUUACCAGAAGUUGUUGAAAUGUUUUGUGCUCAAUGAGUUGCAUCAUAGGCCUCCGAAAGCACAGAAGAAGAAACAUCUAUUUAGAUCUCUUGCAGCUACGAAGUUCUUCCAGAGUACUGAACUAGAUUGGGUCGAAGUUGGCCUCCAGGUUUGCAGGCAAGGGUACAACAUGCUGAACCUGCUGAUUCACCGGAAAAAUUUGAAUUACCUGCAUCUUGAUUACAAUUUCAAUUUGAAGCCUGUCAAGACACUUACAACCAAGGAACGUAAGAAGUCGCGGUUUGGGAAUGCAUUUCAUUUGUGUCGUGAAAUUCUUCGUUUGACGAAACUUGUGGUUGAUGCUAAUGUCCAGUUCCGUUUGGGUAAUGUGGAUGCGUUCCAACUGGCUGAUGGCUUGCAAUAUAUAUUUUCACAUGUUGGGCAGUUGACUGGUAUGUACCGUUAUAAGUAUAGGCUCAUGAGGCAGAUCAGGAUGUGCAAGGACCUGAAGCACUUGAUUUAUUACCGUUUCAAUACUGGACCGGUUGGGAAGGGACCUGGAUGUGGCUUUUGGGCGCCGAUGUGGAGGGUUUGGCUUUUCUUUCUUCGUGGUAUAGUGCCGUUGCUCGAGAGAUGGUUGGGUAACUUACUUGCUAGACAGUUUGAAGGUCGACAUUCCAAAGGAGUGGCGAAGACAGUUACCAAGCAGCGUGUUGAGAGCCACUUUGACUUGGAGCUUCGAGCUGCUGUUAUGCAUGAUGUCCUCGAUGCAAUGCCAGAGGGUAUUAAGCAAAAUAAGGCGAGAACCAUCUUGCAGCAUCUGAGUGAAGCUUGGCGCUGUUGGAAAGCAAAUAUCCCCUGGAAGGUUCCAGGUCUCCCAGUCCCUAUUGAAAAUAUGAUCCUUCGUUAUGUCAAGGCAAAAGCGGAUUGGUGGACCAAUGUUGCUCAUUACAAUCGUGAGCGUAUCAGAAGAGGAGCCACAGUUGACAAGACAGUUUGUCGUAAGAAUCUUGGGAGGUUGACUCGAUUGUGGCUAAAGGCAGAGCAAGAACGCCAGCACAAUUAUCUCAAGGAUGGGCCUUAUGUUACACCUGAAGAAGCUGUGGCUAUCUACACUACCACUGUGCAUUGGCUGGAGUCGAGGAAGUUCUCUCCAAUACCGUUCCCACCCCUGUCAUAUAAGCACGACACCAAGCUUCUUAUCCUUGCUCUGGAGAGGUUGAAGGAAUCAUAUAGUGUUGCUGUUAGAUUAAAUCAACAACAGAGAGAAGAGUUGGGUCUUAUUGAGCAGGCUUAUGAUAAUCCUCAUGAGGCGUUGUCUCGAAUCAAGCGUCACCUGCUCACACAGCGUGCCUUUAAAGAAGUUGGCAUUGAGUUUAUGGAUCUAUAUAGUUAUCUCAUUCCUGUUUAUGAGAUUGAGCCACUUGAAAAAAUUACAGAUGCUUAUCUUGAUCAAUAUCUGUGGUAUGAAGGAGACAAAAGACACUUGUUCCCAAAUUGGGUAAAACCUGCAGACACCGAGCCACCCCCUCUCUUGGUGUACAAGUGGUGCCAAGGAAUUAAUAACCUGCAAAACAUAUGGGAUACAAGUGAAGGGCAGUGUGUGGUUAUGCUGCAGACCAAAUUUGAGAAGUUCUUUGAGAAGAUAGAUUUGACUAUGCUUAACAGACUUUUGAGGUUGAUUCUGGACCACAAUAUUGCUGAUUAUGUUACCGCUAAGAAUAAUGUGGUUUUGUCUUACAAGGAUAUGAGUCAUACCAACUCUUAUGGGCUUAUACGCGGUCUUCAGUUUGCCUCCUUUGUUGUACAGUAUUAUGGUCUUGUUCUUGAUCUUCUUCUUCUGGGUUUGACCCGAGCUAGUGAAAUUGCUGGUCCACCACAGAUGCCAAACGAGUUCAUGACCUUUUGGGAUACCAAGGUUGAAAGCAGGCAUCCUAUUCGGCUGUAUUCUCGUUAUAUUGAUAAGGUGCAUAUAUUAUUCCGCUUCACUCAUGAAGAGGCUCGAGAUCUUAUCCAGCGCUACCUUACUGAACAUCCUGAUCCCAAUAACGAGAACAUGGUCGGAUACAACAACAAAAAGUGUUGGCCAAGAGAUGCUCGCAUGAGGCUGAUGAAGCACGAUGUUAACUUGGGUAGAAGUGUUUUCUGGGACAUGAAGAAUCGUCUUCCACGAAGUAUCACUACCUUAGAGUGGGAGAAUAGUUUUGUAUCUGUCUACAGCAAGGACAACCCCAAUUUGUUAUUUAGCAUGUGUGGUUUUGAGGUGCGGAUAUUGCCGAAGAUGAGGAUGACACAAGAAGCAUUUAGCAACACGAAAGAUGGCGUUUGGAACUUGCAGAAUGAGCAGACCAAGGAGCGAACUGCUGUCGCUUUCUUGAGGGUUGAUGAUGAACACAUGAAAGUAUUUGAAAAUCGUGUGAGGCAGAUUCUUAUGUCUUCUGGUUCUACAACCUUCACAAAAAUAGUCAACAAAUGGAAUACUGCUCUUAUUGGCCUCAUGACUUACUUCCGUGAGGCCACUGUGCAUACUCAAGAGUUGUUAGACUUGCUGGUGAAGUGUGAAAACAAAAUCCAAACUCGUAUUAAGAUUGGAUUGAAUUCCAAAAUGCCUAGCAGGUUUCCGCCUGUCAUCUUCUACACUCCGAAGGAAAUUGGAGGUCUUGGUAUGCUGUCAAUGGGUCACAUUUUGAUUCCACAAAGUGACCUUCGAUACAGUAAACAAACUGAUGUUGGUGUGACACACUUCAGGAGUGGUAUGAGCCAUGAAGAGGACCAGCUGAUUCCGAAUCUUUAUCGUUACAUACAGCCGUGGGAGAGCGAGUUCAUCGAUUCGCAGCGAGUUUGGGCUGAGUAUGCAUUGAAGAGGCAGGAAGCGCAGUCACAGAAUCGGCGUCUAACCCUGGAGGAUUUGGAAGAUUCUUGGGAUCGUGGUAUACCUCGAAUUAAUACUUUGUUUCAGAAGGAUCGUCAUACUUUGGCAUAUGACAAGGGUUGGAGAGUUCGCACUGAUUUCAAGCAAUAUCAAGUUUUGAAGCAAAAUCCUUUCUGGUGGACACAUCAGCGACAUGAUGGGAAACUCUGGAAUUUGAACAAUUACAGAACUGAUGUUAUUCAAGCACUUGGAGGAGUGGAAGGAAUUCUAGAGCAUACUUUGUUCAAGGGCACAUAUUUCCCUACAUGGGAGGGUCUCUUCUGGGAGAAGGCAUCUGGAUUUGAGGAGUCUAUGAAAUAUAAGAAGCUGACAAAUGCACAAAGAUCUGGGUUGAACCAGAUUCCUAAUCGUAGGUUUACACUGUGGUGGUCUCCUACGAUUAAUCGUGCCAAUGUCUAUGUGGGUUUCCAGGUGCAGCUUGAUCUGACCGGAAUUUUUAUGCAUGGGAAGAUUCCUACUCUGAAAAUAUCCCUUAUCCAAAUUUUCCGAGCCCAUUUAUGGCAGAAGAUUCAUGAGAGUGUUGUCAUGGAUCUUUGUCAAGUUCUUGAUCAGGAGCUAGAUGCUUUAGAAAUUGAGACAGUUCAAAAGGAAACAAUCCAUCCCAGAAAAAGUUACAAGAUGAACAGUUCUUGUGCAGACAUACUUCUGUUUGCGGCUCACAGGUGGCCGAUGUCAAAACCAAGUUUGGUGUCGGAGACAAAAGAUGUAUUUGACCAGAAGGCAAGCAAUAAAUAUUGGAUAGAUGUGCAGCUUCGUUGGGGAGAUUAUGAUUCUCAUGAUAUUGAGCGAUACACCAGAGCUAAGUUUUUGGACUACACAACAGAUAACAUGUCCAUUUAUCCAUCACCCAUGGGAGUCAUGAUGGGUCUUGAUCUGGCUUACAACUUGCAUUCAGCUUUUGGCAACUGGUUCCCUGGAUCCAAACCUCUGCUUGCACAAGCUAUGAAUAAGAUCAUGAAGUCAAAUCCUGCGCUUUAUGUUUUGAGAGAGCGUAUACGGAAAGGUCUGCAGUUGUACUCUUCUGAGCCUACUGAGCCAUAUUUGUCAUCCCAAAACUAUGGGGAGAUAUUCAGUAAUCAGAUUAUAUGGUUUGUUGAUGAUACUAAUGUCUAUCGUGUGACAAUCCACAAGACAUUUGAAGGAAAUCUCACCACAAAACCUAUCAAUGGUGCCAUAUUCAUAUUUAACCCCCGGACCGGGCAGCUCUUUUUAAAGGUUAUUCAUACAAGUGUGUGGGCUGGACAGAAGCGUCUGGGUCAGCUGGCCAAGUGGAAAACAGCUGAAGAAGUCGCGGCUCUUGUUCGGUCUUUACCUGUUGAAGAACAACCAAAACAAAUCAUUGUGACUCGUAAAGGAAUGUUGGAUCCUUUGGAAGUCCACUUGCUUGAUUUCCCCAACAUAGUUAUCAAAGGAAGUGAACUGCAACUUCCUUUCCAGGCCUGCUUGAAGAUUGAGAAAUUCGGUGAUCUUAUCUUGAAAGCGACAGAGCCACAAAUGGUUUUGUUUAAUAUUUAUGAUGAUUGGUUGAAGAGUAUAUCUUCAUAUACUGCAUUCUCUCGGCUCAUCCUCAUACUAAGAGCACUUCAUGUCAACAACGAGAAGGCGAAGAUGUUGUUGAAGCCUGAUAGGACUGUUGUCACUGAACCUCAUCAUAUAUGGCCUUCUCUCACUGACGAUCAAUGGAUGAAGGUUGAGGUUGCUUUGAGAGAUCUCAUACUUUCUGACUAUGCCAAGAAGAACAAUGUAAACACAUCUGCCUUGACACAGUCUGAGAUUCGUGAUAUCAUUCUUGGGGCAGAGAUCACUCCUCCAUCUCAGCAGAGACAGCAGAUUGCCGAAAUUGAGAAGCAGGCAAAAGCCUCUAGUCAAUUGACAGCAGUCACAACAAAGACGAUCAAUGUGCACGGUGAAGAAUUAAUUGUCACUACUACAAGUCCUUAUGAGCAGGCAGCAUUUGGCUCCAAGACUGAUUGGCGUGUCAGAGCAAUUUCUGCCACAAAUCUCUAUCUCCGUGUGAAUCAUAUUUAUGUUAACUCGGAAGACAUAAAGGAAACUGGAUAUACUUAUAUCAUGCCAAAGAAUAUUUUGAAGAAGUUCAUCUGCAUAGCGGAUUUAAGGACACAGAUUGCAGGAUACUUGUAUGGUGUAAGCCCCCCUGACAAUCCUCAGGUCAAAGAGAUUCGGUGCAUUGCUAUGCCACCGCAAUGGGGAACUCAUCAGCUGGUGCAUCUUCCGUCCCAGUUGCCUGAGCAUGAUUUCUUAAAUGACUUGGAGCCAUUGGGGUGGAUGCAUACACAGCCAAAUGAACUUCCUCAGCUAUCACCUCAGGAUGUAACAAGUCAUGCACGGGUUUUGGAGAGCAACAAGCAGUGGGAUGGGGAGAAAUGCAUCAUUCUUACUUGCAGUUUUACUCCUGGUUCAUGUUCACUGACCGCCUACAAGCUCACCCCAUCAGGAUAUGAAUGGGGACGUGCAAAUAAAGAUAACGGCAGCAACCCCCAUGGCUAUCUUCCAACUCAUUAUGAGAAAGUCCAGAUGCUGCUAAGUGACCGAUUCCUCGGCUUCUAUAUGACUCCUGAUACCGGUCCCUGGAAUUAUAAUUUCAUGGGAGUAAAGCAUACACCAAGCAUGAAAUAUGGUGUGAAGCUUGGGACUCCGAGGGAGUUCUAUAACGAAGAUCAUCGCCCUACUCACUAUUUAGAGUUCAGCAACAUGGAGGUGGCCGAUAUCGCAGAAGGAGACAGAGAGGAUACAUUUACUUGAUUUUUAGGAUAUUAGUCUCCAGAAGUAAUUUUUAAUUAGUUCUGUGUUCUGUUUUUUGGACAGUGCACUGUAACAAGAAUUAGCCUACAGCUUGUACUUCUCUGUUUAUUACAUGUAAAAUACAGCUAGUGUAGCAUCUCUUGACUUGCUGCUGUAGUAGUAAUGUACAUAGAUUGAUAUGGAAUUUUUGGAAAAUUUCUCCAGCGGCUUC
Beta vulgaris subsp. vulgaris (sugar beet) is the source of this 7528-nucleotide messenger RNA. Its product is annotated as pre-mRNA-processing-splicing factor 8A. NCBI's taxonomy places the organism in Eukaryota, Viridiplantae, Streptophyta, Magnoliopsida, Caryophyllales, Amaranthaceae. Gene Ontology annotation, biological process: spliceosomal tri-snRNP complex assembly; mRNA splicing, via spliceosome. Bases 241 to 7317 code for a protein of 2358 amino acids. The transcript is spliced from 12 exons. Gene Ontology annotation, cellular component: catalytic step 2 spliceosome; U5 snRNP. Gene Ontology annotation, molecular function: U2 snRNA binding; U1 snRNA binding; pre-mRNA intronic binding. The record is from RefSeq and is a predicted model, not a curated record.